AUGGCAGGCAAAGGGAAAUCAAGUGCAAUUAUGCGAGCAGUUCGUGAAGAGGCUGAACAUCAAGAGCGCGAGCGCGAGCGCAUGACUAUGUCUACACGACGUAGGCGAGAGGCUGAGAGAGCUGGUGAAGCCAGAUCAUCAGUUCCACAUCCCGAUGUUGGGUCUUCUCGUGCUAUGGAGGAGGAGGAAUAUGUGGCCCCCGUUCACGAGACUGAGGUUGUAGGUCGUGGAGGUCGUAGAGGUCGUGGAGGCCGAGGACGGGGCCGUGGAGGUCGACCUUAUACUCGAGUCAAUCCGGAUGUGCUAGAUGGUCCAUUUCCCGGUGGCCCGCGGGAUCCGUCUUUGAUACCGAGUUUCAAGUCGCACGUAGCGGCAUAUAUUUGGAGGGGAGAAGAACGUCCGGUUGGACGAGUGGAGUCCCGUAUCAACUCCCUGAACCAAUUCAACUACGAGAAGAUAGCAGAUGCCCUAGAAGACGUAGAUGUAUCCGUAGACAAGCAUUUUCUGCGGAUGACCGGUUUGUAUCCCCUAGCCCGAUGUUAUUUACAGGGCCUAGAUAUUCCGCUGUUGUUUGCAUUUGUGGAGCGGUGGCAGCCGGAGACGAACAACUUCCAUAUGCCGUGGGGAGAGAUGACUAUCACUCUCCACGAUGUCCAGAUGAUUCUAGGUGCCAAUGUGGAGGGACGGGUGGUCGCGCCUAGGUACGACGAUGCCACCGAGCGGACAAACUGCGUGUAUUUGCUGUCCGAGGCCUUAAACCUCGAGUUUGAGGAGAUUGACGAGUCGUGGAAGCAUGGGGGCCCCACAUGGAGGAUGUUACAGGGACAGUUGUUGAUGCCCGACACGCCCAUGAGACGCCGAGUUCAGAUAUACCUGGUGUUUCUCCUCGGAUCGAUUUUAUUCCCCGACAAGACAUGUGAUCGGGUGAAACCGUGGUAUAUACACGAGAGUAUCCCUCGUACGUUGUAUCAUGGCACGAUCCAGUACAUGUGGGUCGUAGAGCCGUAUAUGCCUGAUCGUUGCGUCCGACAGUUUGGAUGGGUUCAGGAUAUACCACGCGGCUUGAUUCCGUCGAUGGAGCCAUGUUCACGCGGUCCCAAAGGAGGUACAUCGUACAAAGUCAACUACCCAUUUCCGGGUGGGAUGUGGGACAUGGUCCAGGCUCAUUCCAUUCAUGCCCGCGCAUACAAGACGGCACGACAACGGGGGGAAGUCGACGAGCACUACAUGGAGUGGUAUACCGAUCGGACUCAUCCGAAGAUCAACAACCCCGACGUAGGCCCGGCUCCAGUGCAUCGAGAGAAUGUGAGGCCACCAGAUCAGCCGGCUUUUUACCAGGUAGUACGUGCCCUGUACCCGAUCACCAGGAGCACUGGACAGGACUGGAUGCAGCAGUUUGCCGAUCUACGUGCCGAUCUUGGAGAUAUUAUGCAGCCCGCCGCCCGAUAUCUUGGCAUCGACCGUGACAACGACGACGACGAUGACGACGACGACGAUCAUGAGGUGCAGCCGCCGAGGAGAGCGAGGCGGUAG
Erythranthe guttata (spotted monkey flower) is the source of this 1533-nucleotide messenger RNA. NCBI's taxonomy places the organism in Eukaryota, Viridiplantae, Streptophyta, Magnoliopsida, Lamiales, Phrymaceae. The record is from RefSeq and is a predicted model, not a curated record.